AUGGUCGCCAUUCACUCUUUUAUCAUCCUCUCUGCUGCGGUCGGCAUUGCGUCUGCUGGAAAAUGCAAGCCUGAAAGCCGUUCAGGCUCCAUCGUGCCAGUGGCAAGCAGCACCGUUUCCGCCACCGUCAGCAUGAUCGAGUCUACUACUACGCUGUCAGAUACAACCAUGGAAACGAGCCUUACCAAGUCUGAUGCAGAGACUGCUUCCACUGAUGCGGCCUCGGUAAGCGCCUCGGCCUCAAUCACAAUCAGCGAGUCUUCCAGCACUGUGGCCGAUACCACCGCUGAAACGAGCAUGGCGGAGUCUACUGCUUCCAGCGUCACCUCUGCCGACGCCAGCACUACGGAGUCCAAGCCCACUACUUUCCUUACUUCUUUCACCACGUCGAAUGUAGACACUACCACCGAACCUGCAACCACCACUUCAGCUGCCUCCGGUCCCGUCGUCACCUGUCCCUCCGACGUAGACCAAUGCCUUGGCACCAUGGAGAUUCAAUGCAGCGUGCUCCUCGGAGGAUUGAACAGCCCUAGCAUUGUCGCUAAUAUGAACGAAUGUGCUCAGCAAUGCAACUCUGACAAUUCUUGCCGAGCCUUUACAUAUAAUGAGUACAGUCAUGAAUGCUUCAUUGUCACUACCCAAGAGAUUGUUGCCGUAGAUAUUAGUGGCUGGGUAUCUGGCAUCAAGGGAACCUGCGGUGAAAGUACCGAGUCCAGCAGCACCGUCUUUACAUCCAUGGCCGAAACUACGACUACCGAAGCGGCAACUACUACAACAGCCCUGGCACCUGCUGAUCCUACCUGUCCCUCAACAGUUGAGCAAUGCGCCGGUGACUCAGCCGUGUUGUGUGAUGUGCAGCUCGACAAUUUGAUACUCGUAGGAUUCUCCAAAGACAUCCUUGAGUGCGCUUCGUUCUGCGACGCAGAUGAGGAUUGCGCCGGCUUCUCCCGUGUCCGCUCGAGCGGAGGAUGCUUCAAGGCCAUUGCUGCAAUUGCCGACGUCACCGAAAUUGACAGAGAUGGCUGGGACAGUGGUAUCAAGCAUUCCUGUGGACAAGACAGUGUGCCCACAACUACGGCUUUCACAUCCACUGCCGAAACCACUACAACCGAAGCGGCAACUACUACAACUGCAGCGGCACCGGUGGACAACUGUCCCCUCGAGGCUGGUAUGUGCAUCGGGACAUCGAGAAUCCAAUGCGACGUUGGUCUCAAUGGUCUAACACUUACUGGGAGCGGUAGUAUCGCGCAGUGUGCUCAGCUCUGUGCGUAUGAUGAUACAUGCACUGGCUUUUCCCGCAGACGGGAGGAUGGUGCGUGUUUCAUGACUACCUCUGAGUCUGUUAUCUCGUCUGAGCGAGAGGGAUGGGACAGCGGUAUCAUGUACUCUUGUGCCGCUUAG
Molecule: messenger RNA, 1401 nt
Organism: Fusarium subglutinans
Lineage: Eukaryota; Fungi; Ascomycota; Sordariomycetes; Hypocreales; Nectriaceae
Exons: 1
Coding region: 1-1401 (466 amino acids)
Source: RefSeq, a predicted model, not a curated record